Messenger RNA from Folsomia candida, 2909 nucleotides. RefSeq names its product beta-L-arabinobiosidase. The record is from RefSeq and is a predicted model, not a curated record. The transcript has 10 exons. Gene Ontology annotation, biological process: carbohydrate metabolic process. The coding region runs from base 255 to 2693 and encodes 812 amino acids. Lineage: Eukaryota; Metazoa; Arthropoda; Collembola; Entomobryomorpha; Isotomidae. Gene Ontology annotation, molecular function: carbohydrate binding.
GUUAUCAUUUCGAUAACCCCAUCUGAUAAGGAUACUGUACACAAUACACAAUAUGACAGGAGUGUGACCUGAGUGUGAAUAGUUUAUAGUUGUACCCAAGAAAUAACCUCUUGUGGGUGUGGGAGAGAUAACGAACCGACGGAAAAACUCGUAGAGUCGAGUGCCGGAAGAGAACUGUUGAAAAUCAAUCGAAUGCUACAAGUCGACGAGAGGAAAUAAUUUAAUAAAGAUCGAAAACGACGCCCAAAUUCGCCAUGAUACAUCUUCUUGUCGCACUUUCUGUCUCCACCAUCUCGGCGCAGACGACAUCGUUCGUCUCCGUUGAAGACAAGUUGGUCGGUUACGCGGAACCUGAGUGGUUUGUGGCCAAUGUGCCAUUUUUGGAAGUGCCGGACGCAGCGAUCGAAGCGGUCUAUUAUUACCGGUGGACCUCGUUGAAGCGCCACCUGCGCUACGCGACGCCCGGAGCGGGAUAUGUCAUCACCGAGUUUGUUCAUAAGGUCGGGUACUCGCAGAAAUUCGAUACCAUCAACGCCGCCGCUGGUCACCACAUUGAUGAGGCGAAAUGGCUCAGAAACUCGAAAUAUGUCAAGGACUACAUUUCGGUGUGGGGUCGAGAGGGUGGUGGCAACCAGCAGUACUCAGAAUGGAUUGCUGACUCUGCAUGGAACGCUUUCCUCCUCAACGGAGACGCCGCCUUCAUCUCCGCCCAGCUAGCCGGUCUCGUGACCAAUUUUCGCGGAUGGGACCACAAAUUCGAACCUAACCUUGACCUCUACUUCCUCUCCCCGCACGACGACGCCAUGGAACACUCGGCCAGCUCGGAACAGACAGAUGACCCCUACCACGGCGGACUAGGAUACAGGCCAUCUUUCAACUCUGAAAUGUACGCGAAUGCAAUGGCGAUAAGUAAAAUUGCCGCCCUCGUUGGUGACUCAGUGAUCGAGGCGGAGUAUGCAGAACGGGCGAAUGCGAUUCGGAACGCAAUUGUGACCUACUUGUGGGAUCCAGUGAGACAGUUUUUCUACCAUGUUUUCAGGGAGGACAACCCGAACCUUGAUUUGCUGGAUGCCCGAGAAGAGAUAGGUUUCUACCCGUGGCGGUGGGAAGUUCCGCCCAAAGAUGACCCCACAUUUGAGGCCGCCUGGGUCCAGUUGCUCCAUCCUGAAGGCUUCAAUUCCGCCUUUGGUCCCACCACGUGCGAAAUGCGGAGUCAGUGGUUCGAUGGAAAUCAGACGAGUCAGUGCUGCUGGUGGAAUGGUAACUCGUGGCCUUACUCGACUGGUCACACCCUGCGCGCUUUGGCGGCGCAGUUGAAACGUUAUCCCUCCGCUUUCGUGACGGUGGCGGAUUACGUCGGAAUGCUGAACAAGUAUGCGCGGACGCAAUACAAGGAUGGGAAACCCUACGUAGCGGAGUGCCACUCCCCCCAUGGGGAUUUCUGGGUGUGUGAUGGCAGAAACCACUCUGAGCACUAUGCCCACUCUACGUACAAUGAUAACGUGUUAUCCGACCUUAUCGGGAUAGAGCCUCAGGGGGACGACUUUUUCCAAGUGAAUCCGCUCGUGCCCGCGACCUGGGACUAUUUCAUCGCGGAGCACGUGUCCUACCACGGUCACAACGUGACGGUGUUGUGGGACCGAGACGGAUCGCGGUACAACAGCAGCGGUGGGCCGGGCAUGCAAGUUUGGGUGAACGGCGGGCUGGCAGGGUCAAGGCCCACGGUGGGCUUGAUGAAGGUUGCCAUUCCGCCCCCCAUCCCCGACCCUUCAUACCCCACAGGACGCCGCCGCCAGGAAAAUUACGCUGCGAAUGUGAACAGUUUUGGCUAUCCCGCCCCCUCGGCGUCCUUCAUAAAUGGAGAUUCGUCCAUCUGGCAGGCCGUCGACGGGCGAAUAUUUUACGAUUUUAUCCCAAUCAACCGAUGGUCCAACUAUGGCAAUCGAAUCGAUGCCGAGGACUGGUUUGCCAUCAACUUUGGGCCGGGAAGGAUCAGGGUCGUAAAUCAAGUCAAGCUCUACGUCUACUCGGAUUACGCGGAAGGUCGUGGCGUGGAUUGUCCAACUUCCAUCACCGCCGAAUAUUUCGACACAUCUCUGCAGGCCUGGACUCCUACGCUGGACCAGGUUUUAACCCCCGCGAUCUGCGUACCCAACAAUGUUUGGACGGUUGACUUCCGCCCCGUCGCGACGGAAUGGAUUCGCCUCAUUUUCACGAAUAACAUCUCCCAAGGAACGUUUGUAGGUGUGUCGGAGGUCGAAAUUUGGGCGCCUUGGCCGCAAAGUGAUGUUGGCUAUGAGGCCGAGGAUGGGUAUCUUACCGGCACGAGCGAUAUCUUCACCUCCCCCACGGCGUCAGGCAGAUCGUACGUGGGCGCGAGAAGUGGCGACGACGACAUGUCGGCAGAAUUUACCGGCGUUUGGGUAGAUGUUUCCGGAGAUUAUGAGAUUGUUAUCGGUUACACGAAUGGGGCCCAGGUCACGGCAGGAAUGACCUUGAAGGUGAAUAAUUUCCACGAGGUUGACCUCUCCUUUCCCCCGACGGAAACGGGCUGGGGGGAAUUUAAUCUGGACGAUGGCGUCAUUCGGGUCACUGUACCGCUCUGGAGGGGAGGAAAUGUCCUCGUUUUCCGGCAGAGAGGCGUCGAUUUGGUGCAAUUGGAUAGAAUUAGGAUUGUGGGGGGAGAUCAAUAAAUUACUUGUGUUUACAGAAUAAUUAAACGAUGUCAAAAUUGUAAUGAACUUUCAUAAGGUGGACGCCAUUUCGGCAAUUAAUCCUAAAUUUUAACCUUUUAAUUAAAUGGUUAAACUAUGAACUGUUCAAAAUUUUAAAAUUAAAAUAUGCAUAAUUGACAAAGCUUGAAGAAGUUGACAAAUAAAAAAGCGAAAAUUGCAACAAAUUGGCACAUA